Messenger RNA from Saccharomyces kudriavzevii IFO 1802, 990 nucleotides. Its product is annotated as aspartate aminotransferase family protein. The coding region runs from base 1 to 990 and encodes 329 amino acids. Lineage: Eukaryota; Fungi; Ascomycota; Saccharomycetes; Saccharomycetales; Saccharomycetaceae. Gene Ontology annotation, cellular component: mitochondrion. The record is from RefSeq and is a predicted model, not a curated record. The transcript has a single exon. Gene Ontology annotation, molecular function: pyridoxal phosphate binding; transaminase activity.
AUGUUUUUAAGUACCGGCUCCGAGGCAAAUGAGGCAGCCAUCAAGUUAGCCAAAGUGUACACUGGAAAAUUCGAAGUUGUCGGUUUGUCAUUAUCAUGGCAUGGUAUGACAGGUGUAUCGGGCAGUACAACAUAUCAGGAUGGCCGUAAAAAUCACGGGCCUACAAUGCCAGGUAAUUUGGUUUUGCCAGCCCCAAAUGCAUAUAGAUCCAUUUUUCGAAACAAAGAUGGGACUUAUGAUUGGGAAACAGAGAUGGACUAUGGAUUUAGUUUGAUUGAUGUCGCUUCUGUGGGUUCUCUAGCCGCUCUUAUUGUAGAACCAGUCAUGAGUUCAGGUGGUAUGCUUGUUCUUCCAGAUGGUUAUAUGAAAAGCUUACAUGCGCACUGUAAGAAAAGAGGAAUGCUUUUGAUUGUUGAUGAAGCUCAAACGGCAAUCGGCAGAUGUGGAGCCAUGUUUGGGUUUGAAGCCUACGACAUCGUUCCCGAUAUUUUGUCGCUGAGCAAAACCCUAGGAAAUGGUCUACCAUUAUCUUCUGUGGUUACAUCCGACAAGAUAGCGGACAAGGCACACGAUGAGCGCUUUUUAUUCUAUACUACCCAUGUAAACGAUCCUCUGCCAUGUGCUGUUGGUGCGAAAGUGUUGGAUAUUGUAAUUCGUGACGAUUUGGUUGAGAACUCUGCAAAAAUGGGCGAUCUAUUCAGAUCAGAAUUGAAGAAAUUACAAGGCAAGUAUGAACAAAUUGGCGACAUCAGAGGUCGAGGUUUGAUGACUGGUAUUGAAAUUAUUAAGCCCGAGACCAGAGAAGCCGACGGCGAAUUAGCUGGAAGGCUAGCCGAUAAAAUGUUGGAACUCGGACUAUCCGCAAACUUGAUAGCUGUCCCGGCGUUUGGUGGUGUUUUUAGAAUCGCACCUCCUAUCACUAUUUCUAAAGAAGAGAUUAUGCAAGGUGUGUCCAUUUUCAAUAAAAGUUUUAAAGAGAUAUUGGGUUAA